Molecule: messenger RNA, 1254 nt
Organism: Strongylocentrotus purpuratus (purple sea urchin)
Lineage: Eukaryota; Metazoa; Echinodermata; Echinoidea; Camarodonta; Strongylocentrotidae
Exons: 5
Coding region: 291-1157 (288 amino acids)
Molecular function (GO): protein binding
Source: RefSeq, a predicted model, not a curated record
UAUCUAAACCACCAAUUCAUUGUGAAUAUAUAAUACUGUGGUCAGUUGACGCCUUGUGCCCGUUUUCUAACAAUAUUUGCAUCGUUUAAGCUUGGUUUGAGAACAAAAGUUAGUGUUAGACUUUCAGUAGUCUCUAAUGCUGUAGAGUCAUAAACUUUGAACCCGACGUAAGUGUGUAAGUUCGGUUUAUCGAGUUUAACGAAAGGAGUUUGACAGAGGCCUGACUUUUCUAUAUCUCUUACACGUUACUGCAUUUAACUGAAUUUAGGAGUUUACAGACUUUCGAAACCAUGUUUCGGAUUGUGAACCUUGUCUGUCUUGUUCUUGGAGGGUUGAUAUUCCUUUCGCAUCAGGUUUCUUGUGUGCCAGAUAUAGGAGUGAUGAGCUCAUCGAUCUCUCUUGGUGAAGUAGAGCCACACAUUUGUCCAUUUCGCGGAACCCCUUAUCUUCCAGGAGAAACAAUACGUAUUGAUGAAUGCACCUUAUGCAUCUGCGACUUGACCGUUCCCCAUAUAAGUUGUCAGGUAACAACUUGUCAGCCAGUCGAUUGCGCCAGGCCGGUCAAACACCCGGGAGAAUGCUGUCACAGGUGUCCCCAUAAUGUACUAGUCCAGAAAGUGUCCCCUUUGGUGGUCUCGCAGGACCACAUUGAAGACCUGGUCCAGCUUCGGGUUCCGAUUGAAUUUCAAGAGACCCCAACAGUAACAAAGGUCGAGGGGGAGAGCCUUUGGAAACUCAGCGGAUGGGUCGCCCUUCAUCAUGCCAAUAGCAGUAAAGGGUAUGACUACCAAGAUCAACUCCUGAGCGUAGAGGACAUGUCAAAGACCUACGAGACAGGAAAGGACUUCAUCUUCGAGAGCGUCGGAUUCCCUCUCCUCCACCCGACGGUCGUCUGUCAUAAACGACCCUUCUUCAUCUGCGUACGACUUGAGAAGCAACCCACCCCCCAGUUGAAGAACGGCGGCGACUUCGAUCUCUCUGGUUUCCCGGAUGAUGCUAGUCUCACAGGGUGCACUGCUACGACACUCCUUAAGAAAUGGUGUACCCGCGCUCUCAAGUCGGCGAAACACGAUACUAGAAAUGAAUCACCUAGACUGGAUGGACGCCUGGCCCUAAUUAUGACUGUCAUCCUACGGGUUUUGUUAUCAUUAUACUGAGUGGCGUAGCCGUCUUGGAUCCAGGCAUAAGGGGGGUGGGAGGCACGGCCGGGCCUUACUCCAAAGAUGAGAUGCAAGUCAGCAAGGUUUUUUUUUU